Molecule: messenger RNA, 2505 nt
Organism: Trichoderma asperellum CBS 433.97
Lineage: Eukaryota; Fungi; Ascomycota; Sordariomycetes; Hypocreales; Hypocreaceae
Source: RefSeq, a predicted model, not a curated record
AUGAGUGGCGCUCAAUUUCUCUCCAGGCGUAUUCUGAGAGCGACUGCCCUUCGCCUCCUAAAUCGUCGAUUUGCUUUUGCCAUAGCAGCGACAGCUACGUUCAGCGCCAAGUCAGUCCACAUAUAUGCUCAUCUCGAUGCGUUGCAGAAGAGAGAUCUGCUCCUUUGGGGGCUCUCUUUCUUCUCACAAGACACGGUAUUUCUAUUAGUUAUUCGCAUGGUCAUGGAUCAGUCCCUGGGCAGCGCUUUAUCCACAUUGGUCACACUUAUGGUGCUGUUUCUGCUUGCGACAGCCGCAGUAUCCGAAUCCUUUUUCUUCACUACAGGGACAGAACUGCAGUGGCGCAAUGUUGCUCUGGCCGGUGAUUCGUCUUCAUGGUCAACACUCUCAGCAGGGUGGAUAUCAUGUUUAUUAUCAUCUAUCGCUUUGUUUGUGAUUGCACAGAUAUUCCAGUAUCCCUUUGAUAGAGUAUCCAGCUGUGCACUGGAGAUAUUAAAGUGGCCGGUCUCAUUUAUUUCCAAUAAGCUGCCGGUAUUGAAUCACUGCAGCUUAUCAGGAGCGACGUAUAAGCAUCUAUCUCAACAGGAUGUGGAAUACAUUGAAGAGGUUUACAAGGACGAUGAACUUGAGGAUCAGAGACUAGAGAACGAUACUGUGCAGCCAGCCAAAUGCUCAUCUUAUCUGAGACUAUUUGUUGGCCUUGUAUUGGUAGCCCAGGUCAUGUGUACAGUUACGCGGCCAACAAAUCACUCGCUUAUAUUCAUGUCCUGGACAUUACCGCUUAUGCCAUUUGUGGAUGUCAUCUUCUCAGCGCCUUCUUUAGCCAGUCUCCUUGCAAUGUCAGGCAAUGUCGAUGACGCGCUACAUAACGUUACGGCUUUAGGCGAACCGAUUCCGUGGACUUGGUUACCAAAUAACAUGUCACUUCAAGGGUUUGAAGAUUGGUAUGAAACGGGCAAAAAACAUUACAGAGCUUUGGCUGACCCACUGAAAAUUUCAAAUCUUGAAGAAGAUUUGCUUCUGCCUCUCCGGGCCAAUCUAGACGAUGUUCCCAUCCGACAUGUUUUGCUAGUCAAACUUGAGAGCACGCGCAAAGAUGUCUUUCCAAUCAAGAAAAACGGCUAUAUAUGGAAUCGUCUCGCUCAUUCAUUUGGGAAUUCGUCGCUGCCGGCGGAAGCGCAAGAAAGGCUGUCUACCCUUACCACGACUGCGAAGUACCUUACCGGAGACUUGAGCGACGGUUUUGGUGAAAAAUCUGGCACACCACGCGGUGGUAUCAAUGCGAAUAACGCUUUUACUGCCAGUACUUACACGUUGAAGAGCUUAGUUGGGACGCAUUGCGGCAUAAGCCCACUAGCUGCUGAUUUCAACGUUGAGAUGGACCAUCAUAUCUACCAACCCUGUCUGCCUCAUAUUUUUGAAGCAUUGAACCAGCUAAAUCACAGCGACGAUGAGAUAUCGAGCCAUAAUUUUACGUCGUACAAGUGGAAAACUGCUUUCAUGCAGUCAGUAACGUUAAGAUAUGACAAACAGGAUCGCCUCAUGCCGAAGAUAGGAUUCACUCACCCGCUAGGUUCUUUUGAAUUGAAGGAUAAGGCAGCCAAGCUCGGACCAGUCGACCUACCCGAUAUUAACUACUACGGCAUGCCUGAACGUGCUAUAGAAGACUACUUGCGGGAUGCUUUUGCGUCAGCUAAGAAAAAUAAUGAAAGAGUCUUCUUAUCCCACUUGACGAGCUCGACGCAUCACGAUUUUGGCUUGCCAAAAGACGAGAACCGUGUGCCGCUGGCUAACGACCCCGACCUUGAAGAUCUUUCACGCUACCUCAACACGGUGGGCUUUGUUGAUCGCUGGUUGAAUAGAAUUCUUCACAUCUUGGAUGAAGAAGGCGUUGCAGAUGAGACUUUACUCGUCGCUGUUGGAGACCAUGGCCUCUCCAUCGCAGAGCGAAGAAGCAUCACUCCGUAUAGCAACCCACACGUUGCAAAUUACCACGUGCCGCUGGUUCUAUCGCAUCCCAAGCUUCCAAGCAUUACCAUCGAUGACCCGGUCACCUCCAUACAAAUUCUGCCAACCAUUCUGGAUCUUCUCCUUGAGACUAAGUCUCUCGCAAAAUCCGAGGCAGAGGCAGUGCGCGACAUGAUCCAAAACUAUGAGGGCCAAUCCCUCUUACGGCCACUGCAAAAAUUUUCUGAGAUCAAUGGACAAGGAGGCUGGCAGCACACAGUUAUGAAUCCCGGCGGCUCAACAGUCUCUGUUCGGGACGCUCGCCAGCCCAACUGGCGACUGAUUGUGCCCGUCUUCGGAAACUACGAAUGGAGGUUUACAAACCUAGAAACAGAUCCGCACGAAGACGCUCCGUUGGUGUCAUACGACUUUAAAACUCUCUUGCGUAUCGUGCAGGAAGCAUUUGGGCCUGAGGCCGCGACGUGGGUGAAAGAGGCUGCAACCGUUACUCGGUGGUGGACAGACGAAAAUUAUAAGCGCUGGCGCUACAAUAAAUAA